Molecule: messenger RNA, 2162 nt
Organism: Myxozyma melibiosi
Lineage: Eukaryota; Fungi; Ascomycota; Lipomycetes; Lipomycetales; Lipomycetaceae
Product: malic enzyme
Exons: 5
Coding region: 301-2040 (579 amino acids)
Biological process (GO): malate metabolic process; pyruvate metabolic process
Cellular component (GO): cytosol; mitochondrion
Molecular function (GO): malate dehydrogenase (decarboxylating) (NAD+) activity; NAD binding
Source: RefSeq, a predicted model, not a curated record
AGAUUCUUGAUCCCGACAGCUACCUCACAGAACAAAAAAUAGCAAGAAUAUACAACAGCAAAAACCUCAACCUCGACCUCAACCAUCUCCAAAUAUCUGAGCUGUAUCUGCAGUCGUGAAGAGUGGUGAAGAGCAACAGCUGAUCAGAUGACAUUGAUGUCUGCUGCGGCGCGGCAUUUCUGGCCGGCAUUUACCGCAGCCGAGCUCCGAUCAUCUCUCACUUUAAUCCUCUCUUCCUUCUCCUUUUCUUCUCACCAUAUCUGUUGCUAUACACCAGGCAGGUUCGUAUAAGUAAUUAUAAUGACGUCUACACCCGGAACACCAUCCUCGAGAAUCCCGCUCUCGGUCGCGGGACCGGUGCUGUGUCCUUACGAGGGCCUGGAAAUGCUGAAUCUGCCUCAGUUUAACAGAGGAACCGGGUUCACCGCCGAAGAGCGCGAGACGUUCAAGUUACAUGGUUUUCUUCCUUCCUCGUUGCAGACGCUCGAAAGUCAGGCGACGAGGGCGUAUCAGCAGUUUAGAAGCUUGCCUACGCCGCUUGAUAAGAAUUCGUUCCUCAUGAGCUUGAAAACGCAGAACGAGGUGCUGUAUUUUAGGUUACUCCAGGAUCAUCUGAAGGAGAUGUUUAGCAUCGUCUAUACUCCCACCGAGAGCGAGGCGAUUGAGCAAUACUCGAGACUAUUUAGACGCCCGGAAGGGUGUUUUUUGGAUAUCAACUUCCCAGAGCGGAUUGAAGAGUCGCUUCUCGCGUGGGGUACGAAUGAGAAUGUAGACUACAUCGUCGUCAGUGACGGCGAGGAGAUCCUGGGAAUCGGAGAUCAAGGCGUCGGCGCGAUCGGAAUCUCGAGCGCAAAAGGCGUGCUGAUGACUCUCUGCGCAGGCGUGCACCCGUCGCGAAUCAUCCCCGUCGCACUCGACGUCGGCACCGACAACUCCGCCCUGCUCAACGACGACCUCUACCUCGGCAACCGGCACAGCCGCGUGCGCGGCGCGCGCUACGACGACUUUGUCGCAAAGUUUGUGGAGGUCGUCAAGCGCCAGUAUCCGCGCGCGAUCCUGCAUUUCGAGGAUUUCGGGCUGUCGAACGCGAGGAGGCUGCUGGAUACAUACCGCCCGCAGCUUGCGUGCUUUAACGAUGACGUGCAGGGCACCGGCGCUGUUACCUUGGGCGCGUUGUUGGCGGCGAUGAAGGUCCUGCGGAUGCGCAUGCGGGAUAUUCGGUUUGUUAUCUUUGGCGCGGGUACGGCGGGGACCGGCAUUGCCGAUCAGAUUAGGGAUUUUUUAAAGACAGAGGAUGUCGAGGCCGAGCAGAUCUUUGAGCAUAUCUGGCUCGUGGAUAAGCCGGGUCUGCUCAUGAAGUCGAUGGGCGACAAGCUCACGCCCGCGCAGCGCCAGUACGCGGCCUACGACGAGCGAUGGGAGGGCUGCGAUACCACCUCGCUGCUCGAGGUGAUUAAGCGCGUGAAACCUCAUGCACUGAUCGGCUGCUCUACAAAACCAGGCUCGUUCACGGACGAGGUCCUCAGCGAGAUGGCAAAGCACGUCGACCGGCCGAUCGUGUUCCCGCUGAGCAACCCCACGCGCCUGCACGAAGCCACACCCGAGCAGAUCCUGCGCGCGACGAACGGGAAAGCACUUGUAGCUACCGGCUCACCAUUCGACCCCAUCAACGGCCGCGAGAUUGCCGAAAACAACAAUUGCUUCGUCUACCCCGGCAUCGGCCUCGGCGCGAUCUUGUCGCGCGCAGACCGCAUCACCGACGAGAUAAUCGCUGCCGCCGCGCUACAGCUCUCGAGUCUUGCGCCGGCGGUGACUGCCGACGAUCCCGACGGCCCGCUCCUCCCCGACGUGCAAGACAUCCGCGAGAUCUCGGCCAAGGUCGCGACGGCGGUCGUGCUCAAGGCGCUCGAGGUCGGCGUGGCGCGCGUGGAGCAGAUGGAUAAGGUGCGCGUGCCGCGCGAGUACGGCAAGUGCCUGGCGUGGGUCAAGACGCAGAUGUGGAAGGCCGAGUACCGGCCGCUGAAGAGGGUGAUGUUUUAGACCACCAGAAGCAGUAGAGCAGUUACUGAUAAAGGCAAUUGCUUGUUGUUGACGUAAGAAGGGUUUGCAGAACAAAAUAAAGAAUAAGGUUUGCGCCGUAUCCCGUGCGGCUGAGAUUAAAA